AUGACAAGCAUUGUGGCUUUCCUGAUUGAAGACCCUGUCUCACAGGGUAUCCACUCCAGCUCCAUGAGAAGUCUUGGAGAUCUGUUAAAAAUCCUCAUCACCAUCACUACCACUGCAGGAAAAAAAACCCAAAACCCAACCCAAAGCCCAGAGAAGAUCCGAGAAUUAGAAAAGAUGCAGGCUAAAGACAGCAAUCCACCAGAUGGUGGCUAUGGAUGGGUUGUGGUAGUGUCAGCCUUCAUGGUGAUGGGCCUCACUGUUGCUGUUCUCAAGACUUUCGGUCUGUUCUUUGUUGAAAUCCAGCAGCACUUUGAUGGACUUGCAAGCACCACUUCCUGGAUCACAUCAGUAACUAUUGCCAUCUUUCAUUUAGGAGCCCCUGUUGCCAGUUCAUUAUGUGUACGAUACACCCAUCGGGCAGUUGUAAUCACUGGAGGACUCCUGGCUUUUUCAGGAAUGGCACUGGGAUUUUUUGGAUUCAACAUGGUCUGGAUGUAUAUAACGACUGGCUUCCUACAGGGUCUCGGGAUUUCCUUUUCAUGGACACCAGCCAUUAGCAUUGUUAGCCAUUAUUUCUCCAAGAAAAGGGCUUUGGCCAAUGCUAUUGCCAGCGCUGGAGAAUGUGCCUUUGCAUUCACAUUUGGGCCAUUUUUCCAGUGGCUGAUUAGUCAGUAUGGAUGGAAAGGUGCCCUCUUGAUUAUAGGCGGCAUCCAACUCAAUAUUUGUAUCGGUGGAGCACUGAUGCGACCCCUGGCAAGCAGCUGCCUCCUUGAGGAUCACCAUUCUGAAACUCAAACACCACCUGGCAAGAAUGCAUCCAGGACAGACAAAGAAGAUAAGUGUCCCAUCAUACACAAAACCUUCAACUGGAUGCUUCUGAAGCGACCAGAGUUUGUACUUUAUGCCAUUUUUGGCAUAUUAGCUGCUAUGAGUUUUUUUGUUCCUCCAUUAUUUUUAGUUCCAUUUAGCUACAGCCUGGGAAUAGAUGAAUCAUGGACUGCAUCCCUCCUAUCCAUUUUGGCGAUGGUGGACUUUGCAGGCAGGCUGCUGUGUGGCUGGUAUGCCAAUCUCCAUGUUACCAAAACCAUUCAUUUGCUGGUGAUGACGAUUACACUGAUCAGUACUUCCCUGAUGCUGUUACCACUAGCUAACAACUAUAUUUCCUUGGCAAUAUUCACUGGCUUCUAUGGAUUCUUCUUUGGUACAACAGUCGCCAUUCACAUUACAGUGCUGGCAGAUGUUGUAGGCAUGCCAGAAUUUGAUAGUGCUUUAGGGCUUUUCAUGCUCAUUCGAAGCUCUGGAGGUUUUGUGGGGCCUCCUCUUGCGGGUCUGAUUGUGGACAUGGCUGGAGACUACAGAGCAGGCUUCUAUAUGGCAGGAGCCACACUCAUCCUAUCAACUGGAUUUUUAGUUACUUUAGAUCAACUCCAACAGAGAAAAGAAAGAGGAAGCCAGACUAGUACUAAACCAGAAAAGUCAACUUUAUCCUACCCUUCCCUCCAUCUCCUGAAACAUAAAACCAGAAGCUAUUGAGAACACAGUGUAGUGAUGUGACUACACUGGACCUCAGAGAGCAUUUCAGGCCACAUAAAAGUAUUUUAUUUUUGACAAAUUCCGUAUUAGUAGGAUUUACAAAACAACAAAAGUUUUGGGUAGGAAUGUUUGAAACUAAAGAAUAAAGUAAGUAGUUUACAAGCAAACUAUAGCAGUAACCAUUAUCAUAUUAUUUUGAUGUUAAAGUUCCAGUUUGACUGUACAAGUCUUCAGUCCAGUCCCACAGGGCCAUGCUAAGUGAAUUAGGGAAACCAUGGUCUAAAUUAAACUUCCAUGAAGUGUAUAUGCAGCAGAUAGAAACCCUACCCCCAAAGGCAGACUGCAGCUAUCACUAUCAAACAGGAAGAGGCAUCACCUCACAGAUGUUCAG
This is a messenger RNA of Myiozetetes cayanensis, 1924 nucleotides long. Its product is annotated as monocarboxylate transporter 13-like. The record is from RefSeq and is a predicted model, not a curated record. NCBI's taxonomy places the organism in Eukaryota, Metazoa, Chordata, Aves, Passeriformes, Tyrannidae. Gene Ontology annotation, biological process: monocarboxylic acid transport; transmembrane transport. Gene Ontology annotation, molecular function: monocarboxylic acid transmembrane transporter activity. The transcript is spliced from 5 exons. Bases 1 to 1533 code for a protein of 510 amino acids.